CGUUCAAAGUAUUGAAAUGGCAGCAGAGAUAAAACCCGCUCCAGGAGUGAAUCAUGAUAAAUUUAGCACGAGUCGCAAACCUAUACUCUUGUCGAAAUUGGAGGGAUGCAACGAUGAUGUUAAUGCGGCGAUCAUUAUACCGCGGGAAGAAGGUGUAAUUAGUGUUUGUGAUGACAGAACCAUCAGAGUUUGGCUGAAACGUGAUUCCGGGCAGUAUUGGCCCAGUGUUUGUCAAUAUAUGGCUGCUGGGGCAACAUCAAUGCAUUAUUCGGUGGAAACAAGGCAAUUGUUUGUGGGUUUGGACAAUGGAACAAUAAAUGAAUUUAUUUUGGAGCAAGAUUACAAUCGAAUGACUGCUAUGCGCGAAUAUGCUGCACAUCAAGCAAGAGUUACAGGUGUUAUAUUUGCUCCAAAUAGUGAAUGGGUUUUAAGUAUAGGUCGAGAUAAAAUGUUCCAGUUACAUUGUUCAGAAUCUGGUCAGAAGUUGGGAUCAUAUCAGACAGAUGCAUGGUACACUGCACUGCAAUUUGAUGCUCAAUCAAAACAUGCUUUUGUUGGGGACUAUUCUGGACAAAUAGCAAUGCUAAAGUUAGAGACUAACGGCGUCACAUUAAUCACAACAUUAAAAGCGCAUACCGGAAGUAUUCAUACAUUGGCAUGGGAUUCUGAAAAACAGCUUCUGUUUUCGGGUAGUUUUGAUCAAUGCAUUAUAGUAUGGGAUAUUGGUGGGCGUCAGGGAACGGCAUAUGAGCUUCAAGGGCAUCACAACAAAGUAACUGCACUGUGCUAUGCAAGCGCAGAGCGCAUUCUGUUGUCCGGAGGAGAAGAUGGAGUAAUAGUUUGUUGGGAUAUGGCUGGAAAUAGGAAGGAAACAGCAGCAUGGGUGGAGUCAGAUACAUGCCAAGCUUGUGGGAGACCGUUUUUCUGGAAUAUCAAAGCAAUGAUGGAUCAAAGACAACUAGGAUUGAGGCAACAUCAUUGCCGUCAUUGUGGCCGUGCAUUGUGCGCGCGUUGCACGUCUCAGCGAAUACCAAUACCGUCAAUGGGGUUCGAAUUUGAAGUCCGAGUUUGCGAUCCGUGUCAUAUACAACUCAAGGCGGCCAACCAAACAUCUUUAGCAUCCUUUCAUGACGCAAAGCAUAACGUUGUUGGAAUGGAUCUUGAUGCUCCGAGACGAAGAUUAUUAACAAUUGGGCAAGAUCGUCUCAUUAAAAUUUGGGAUAUUUCUGCGCUUCUUCAGUGAACUUCCAAAAAUAUAUGUUUAUAAGUAACAAAACCAAUCAAAUCGUAAGAUAUAACGGAAACUGUCAUAUUGCAAUGUAAAAGCAUUCUA
Dufourea novaeangliae is the source of this 1333-nucleotide messenger RNA. It is a transcript of the gene Wdfy2, whose product is annotated as WD repeat and FYVE domain-containing protein 2. Lineage: Eukaryota; Metazoa; Arthropoda; Insecta; Hymenoptera; Halictidae. Gene Ontology annotation, molecular function: metal ion binding; protein binding. The transcript has 7 exons. The coding region runs from base 17 to 1243 and encodes 408 amino acids. The record is from RefSeq and is a predicted model, not a curated record.